CCCAGUCCCCUUAAGGCAGAGCUCCCCAGGGAGGAGCACAGCUGAGAGCGAACCCAGCCUCGAGGAACUGCCGCAGGCGGGUAUCGUGGCCAUUCACGGACACCCAACCAUACAAAAAAGAAGAACUUUGUCCCUUUCUUGUCAUUCUGAGACUGCGAACCCUGGAGUCCUAAAUCAUCACACAGGAAGCUGAGGACUUCCUGCUCAAUCAGGACGUUGAACCUUGAUUUCAUGAAGAUUCUACAAGCUCCAGAAAUAGAGACUUCGUGGACAAAAUCCUUAGAGAUCAGACCCACUGCCUUUCCCAGCAGAGUAAACAGACACCGUUUGCCUUGACUCGUGCAAGAAGCCAGGAUGGAAACCACAGCCCCCAGCAGGGACUAUGACCAGUCGACAAUGUAUGACUAUGAGGGCAUAACCCCAUGCCAGAAGGGAGAGGUACGGGCCUUUGGAGCUCAGCUGCUGCCCCCCUUGUAUUCCCUGGUGUUCAUCAUUGGCCUGGUCGGCAACAUCCUGGUGCUCCUGGUCCUCAUGCAAUACAGGAGGCUCAAGAGCAUGACCAGCAUCUACCUUCUCAACCUGGCCAUGUCGGACCUGCUCUUCCUCUUCACGCUGCCCUUUUGGAUUGACUACAAGCUAAAGGAUGACUGGAUUUUUGGUGAUGGCACCUGUAAGUUGCUCUCGGGGCUUUAUUACACAGGCUUAUACAGCGAGAUCCUUUUCAUCAUCCUGCUGACCGUCGACAGGUACCUGGCCAUCGUCCACGCUGUGUUUGCCCUGCGGGUUCGGACUGUCAUCUUUGGUAUUAUCAGCAGCAUUGGUGCCUGGGUCCUGGCCCUCUUGGCCUCCAUCCCAGGCUUCUACUUUUCCAAGACCCAGCGAGAACUCUCCCACACUACCUGCAGCCUCCACUUCCCUUAUGAAGACCUAAAAGCCUGGAAACAGUUCCAGGCUCUGAAACUGAAUUUACUGGGGCUGGUUUUGCCUCUGUUCGUCAUGAUUAUCUGCUACACAGCGAUCAUAAAGAUUCUGCUCAAGCGACCCAACGAGAAGAAGGCCAAAGCCGUCCGGCUCAUUUUUGUCAUCAUGAUCGUCUUCUUUCUCUUUUGGACUCCCUACAACCUGACCAUGUUGAUCUCUGCUUUCCAAGACAGCCUGUUCACCGAUGAGUGUAGGCAGAGCAAACAGCUGGACCUGGCGAUGCAGGUGACCGAGGUGAUCGCCUACACGCACUGCUGCGUUAACCCUGUCAUCUAUGCCUUCGUCGGGGAGAGGUUCCGCAGGUACCUGCGCCAGCUGUUCCACAGGCUGGUGGCCAGGCAUCUGGCUAAAAGGUUCCCCUUCCUCUCCACGGACAGACUCGAGAGGGCCAGCUCCAUGUCUCCCUCCACGGCGGAGCAUGAGCUUUCUGCUGGGUUCUGACUCGGGCCCAGCAAGGGUGGCCCGCCAGUCACUCUGACCCAAGCCGAGGCAGGUUGGGUCUCCCCACCAGGUUCAGACACCUGGCAGAGCAUGGAAUUGCAGCCAUGUGGAGGUGAGGGAGUUUAAGGGCAGUCCAGACGAAAUCACCUCCAGAGCUUGCAUCCUCUCCAAGAACUCCUCCCUGGUAGGAAGGAGGGGAGUGAGCGAAAUGGAACAUUCCAGAAGACUAAGAGGGUGGGUGCAGGGGAAAAGCUUGGGCCCCAACAGGAUUUCAGAUUUGUGAUCAUUAACAUUCGUAAACAAAGCCACUGAGCAUCCCUGCCCACGUCCCUGUCCCUACCAUCAGUGAACUUGGAGUCAGUGAUUUCCUACUGACUCUACUCUGAGCAAGGAGCCAAACAGGAACCAGCAGCCUCCUCCCCACCCUCACCUACCCCCACUCCACCCCCACUGCAGGGUUUAGACCCUUGGAAACCCUGAGAAACAACUCAAGUCCCAGUGAGAAAUAGGAUUGGGGAACUGUCCUUGGCAGUGGAACUGAGAAAGCCCUUGGCGAGAAUUGUUACAUUUGCAAAAAUCAAACAAUUCAGGCAGUGGACUAGUCACGGAUCACAUGCAUACUAUGCUUUACUUCUUGAAAUCGCCACAGAGGGGAGGGACUCAUUAUUUCCAGUUUCUUCUUUCUGAAUAUUUUCCAGAAUCUCCCUUCCUUGUAAGUUGGAUGAUGUGGGAGUACAUUCUGAUGGCUUUAUUGCAGAAAUUAAUAUCAGGCUCUGCUUCCCCACCCAAGCCUUCUGGUUUUACAGGUCAGAGUUCUGGCUGCCACCUGGGACACAUCCACAGAAAAAUGACCUGGUGUGCAGCUAACAGUGUUUGAGGCUGAGAGGGAGGAGGGUGAGGAGGGGACUCACGUUGAUGUGGAAGGUUGAGAGGAUCCUAAACUCAAAGGAACAUAUUUCCCCUAAAUGUCCUUAACACUUGAUCUCUCACCAGGGACCUCCUGGUCAUCACAAAUUUCUUCCCUUUUCCCUAGGAUGUGUAUUUCUUUAAAAAGAAUUUUCCCAAUAACAAAAACAGCUUAAAAACACAAAGGGAAAAAGAGAACACCAAAAUCACCCAAUUCUCACUACCCAAAGACAAGUACCGUGCACUCUUGGAUGUCUUUUCUUUUAGCUUGGUGUCUUUCCUGUGUGCAUUUACGAUGGCGACAAAGAUGGACUUCAACUGUACUCUUGUUGUUUUUAAGUAGAAGUAUGUUGGGGUCACUUUCCUA
This is a messenger RNA of Nyctereutes procyonoides (raccoon dog), 2695 nucleotides long. RefSeq names its product C-C motif chemokine receptor 1 (gene CCR1). The transcript is spliced from 2 exons. Gene Ontology annotation, biological process: inflammatory response; positive regulation of monocyte chemotaxis; immune response. Gene Ontology annotation, molecular function: C-C chemokine receptor activity; chemokine (C-C motif) ligand 5 binding; chemokine (C-C motif) ligand 7 binding. The record is from RefSeq and is a predicted model, not a curated record. Bases 355 to 1422 code for a protein of 355 amino acids. Gene Ontology annotation, cellular component: cytoplasm; membrane. Lineage: Eukaryota; Metazoa; Chordata; Mammalia; Carnivora; Canidae.